AUGGCGGCGACCGACAGCGCGGAGGGCGCGAGCGACAGCCCCGGGCUGUGGGCCGAGGUGCGGGCGCUGCUGCCCCGCGCCGAGGAGGGGCUGACCUUGGCGUUGAGCGGCGAGGUGGAGGACUGCGUCCUGCCGCUGCUGCGGCGGGCCCGCUCGCUGCUCUACGGCGCGGCGGGCCGGCCCGGGGCGGCAACGGCGGCGGCGCUGGAGCGCCUCAGCGACGUCCUGCGUGACUACUCCUGGGAGAAGCUGAACGCGGGGCCAUGGAGGGAGGUCGGCAAGGGCUGGCGCCAGGUCUACGCCUACGGCUGCCUCUUCGGGGCGCUGGCCGAGGUGGCCGCGGGCCGCCCGCUGGCGCGCGCCGUGCGGCUCUGCGACCUGGGGCUGCUCAUGGGCGCCGCCGUCCUGGACAACGUCCUGGCGCGCCUGGUGCGCGCGCUGCAGCCGCACCUGCCCCGCGCGGCGCCGCGCGACGGAGCCCUCGCCCAGGUAGCGCCCGCGCCCCCCUCGCGGCCCGGCCUCCCCGCGCCGGCUGCUGAGGAGGAGCGUCCGUUCCAGAGCGUCCGGCCCCCGCCGCCGCCGCCCUGCGCCGUGCGGCACGAGGAGGUGAUCCCGCGCCUCCGCUGCCCUUCGCUGGAGCACUUCAGAGACAACUACCUCGUUCCCCAGCGGCCCGUGGUCCUGGAGGGCGUCAUGGAUCACUGGCCGUGUAUGAAGAAGUGGAGUGUGGACUAUUUCUGUCAAGUCGCAGGCUGCCGCACAGUCCCUGUGGAGUUGGGUGCUCGGUAUACAGAUGAGGAAUGGUCUCAGCAGCUCAUGACUGUCAGUGACUUCAUCAGCCAGUAUAUCAUGGAUGAGAACAAUGUAGGAUACCUUGCCCAGCACCAGCUUUUUGAUCAGAUCCCAGAACUGAAAGAAGAUAUCAGUAUCCCUGACUACUGCUGCCUGGGGGAAGGGGAAGAAGAUGACAUCACCAUUAAUGCCUGGUUUGGUCCAGGAGGCACAGUCUCACCUCUUCAUCAGGAUCCCCAGCAAAAUUUUUUAGCCCAGGUACUUGGAAGAAAGUACAUCCGUCUCUAUUCACCACAAGAUUCAGAAAACCUGUACCCCCAUGAAAGCCAAAUUCUUCACAACACUAGUCAGGUUGAUGUGGAAGAUCCAGACUUGGUCAAGUUUCCAAAUUUCACAAAGGCUGCAUUUCAGUCCUGCAUUCUGAUGCCUGGACAGAUUCUGUUUAUUCCAGUUAAAUAUUGGCACUAUGUGCGAUCACUUGAACUCAGCUUCUCUGUUAGUUUCUGGUGGUCAUAGUUCUGACAUGUAGGUAGCAGCACUGAAAUUAAAUUAAAAAUCAGGCAAGUAGCCUCUCUCUCUCAGGAGAGGCAAAACCAAAAACCAACAAACUCUUGCUAAAGCAUGGAGAAGUAGUCACAAUGGGUAAGUGGAAAGAUGAUGCUGUAGUUACUUCAUUUUUGUAGAUGUUUCAAAUAACUCCUAAAGAGCAUAUUGUUAGGUCAUUGUCCUGUGCAUGCAUCCAUCAGAAACAGCCUCUCUACAGGCACUGCCAGGGCUCUGCCUGAGCCUCUGUCUUAAUAACCAGGUCAGGGUUAUCUUCUACUUGGAUUUAGUAACACUAAACCCUAGAGUUAGCUAGAGAGAUGGUGCUACCUGAAGGUUCAAUCCAUUAAAAAAUUGAGCUAACACCAAGCAAGGUACUAGUCACUUGCAUGGAAAAAUUAUUAAUGCCCUGGUUCUGGCCAGGAUAGGGUUCAUUUUUGCAGUAGCCAGGAGGGGCAUGGCCCAGACCCAGAGGUUAUUUUGUACCACCUCAGCCUGCCACUGCUGCAGGCCAGAGGCAGGAAGGGGUUCCUUGGUCUUUUAGUGAUUGAAUCUGUGUGAAUCUUUUUGUGUGAAUCUUUUGUCCGUCCUGUACACUGCUAUUGAUAUUGUUGCUAUUACUGCUUAUUUUCUUAUUCCAUUGCUGUUUCCAGUAAAUUAUUCUUAUUGCAA
Messenger RNA from Melospiza melodia melodia, 2007 nucleotides. It is a transcript of the gene KDM8, whose product is annotated as lysine demethylase 8. The record is from RefSeq and is a predicted model, not a curated record. Gene Ontology annotation, molecular function: histone H3K36 demethylase activity. The coding region runs from base 1 to 1308 and encodes 435 amino acids. Lineage: Eukaryota; Metazoa; Chordata; Aves; Passeriformes; Passerellidae. Gene Ontology annotation, cellular component: nucleus. The transcript has 6 exons.